Aspergillus aculeatus ATCC 16872 is the source of this 1440-nucleotide messenger RNA. RefSeq names its product mitochondrial processing peptidase. NCBI's taxonomy places the organism in Eukaryota, Fungi, Ascomycota, Eurotiomycetes, Eurotiales, Aspergillaceae. The transcript has 5 exons. Gene Ontology annotation, molecular function: metal ion binding; metalloendopeptidase activity. Gene Ontology annotation, cellular component: mitochondrion. The record is from RefSeq and is a predicted model, not a curated record. The coding region runs from base 1 to 1440 and encodes 479 amino acids.
AUGGCCUCUAGGCGCCUAGCGUUCAACUUCAACCAGGCUCUCCGGAGCCGGGCUGCCCUGAAGGCUGUCCAGCCCGUCAAGCGUGGCUUCGCUUCUCCCGUUACCCUGCCUUCCUCCACCCAGACCACCACCCUCUCCAACGGUUUCACGAUUGCCACUGAGCACUCCCCCUAUGCUCAGACCUCCACUGUUGGCGUCUGGAUCGAUGCCGGUAGCCGGGCAGAGACUGACAAGACCAACGGCACUGCGCACUUCCUGGAGCACCUUGCUUUCAAGGGCACCAACAAGCGUUCCCAGCACCAAUUGGAGCUUGAGAUCGAGAACAUGGGCGCUCACCUGAACGCCUACACCUCGCGCGAGAACACCGUCUACUACGCCAAGUCCUUCAACAACGAUGUCCCCAAGGCCGUCGACAUCCUCGCCGACAUCCUCCAGAACUCCAAGUUGGAGCCCGGUGCCAUUGAGCGCGAGCGCGACGUCAUCCUCCGUGAGCAGGAGGAGGUCGACAAGCAGCUCGAGGAGGUCGUUUUCGACCACCUCCACGCCACUGCCUUCCAGCAACAGCCCCUCGGCCGCACCAUCCUCGGCCCCAAGGAGAACAUCCAGACCAUCUCCCGUGACAACCUGGUCGACUACAUCAAGACCAACUACACUGCCGACCGCAUGGUCCUGGUCGGUGCCGGUGGCAUCCCCCACGAGCAGCUCGUGAGACUCGCUGAGGAGCACUUCGGUGCCCUGCCCAGCAAGCCCCCUACCUCUGCUGCCCUGGCCCUCACCGCCGAGCAGAAGCGUACCCCCGAGUUCAUCGGCUCUGAGGUCAGAGUCCGUGACGACACCCUCCCCACCGCUCACAUCGCCCUUGCCGUCGAGGGUGUCAGCUGGAAGGAUGACGACUACUUCACCGCCCUGGUUGCCCAGGCCAUCGUUGGUAACUGGGACCGUGCCAUGGGCAACUCCCCCUACCUUGGCAGCAAGCUCAGCUCCCUGGUUGAGCACCACGGCCUCGCCAACAGCUUCAUGAGCUUCUCCACCAGCUACAGCGACACUGGUCUCUGGGGUAUCUACCUCGUCUCCGAGAACCUGACCAACCUCGAUGACCUGUGCCACUUCGCUCUCCGCGAGUGGUCUCGCCUGUCCUUCAGCGUCACGCCCGCCGAGGUUGAGCGUGCCAAGGCCCAGCUCAAGGCCUCGAUCCUCCUCUCCCUCGACGGCACCACCGCCGUUGCCGAAGACAUUGGUCGCCAGAUCAUCACGACCGGCCGCCGCCUCAGCCCCGAGGACGUCGAGCGCACGAUCGGCCAGAUCACCGAGAAGCACGUGAUGGACUUCGCCCAGCGCAAGCUGUGGGAUCAGGACAUCGCCAUGAGCGCCGUCGGCAGCAUCGAGGGUAUCCUCGACUACCAGCGUCUCCGCUCGGACUUGAGCCGCAACGCUGCUUAG